This is a messenger RNA of Chaetomium fimeti, 1392 nucleotides long. RefSeq names its product ZPR1 zinc-finger domain-containing protein. Gene Ontology annotation, cellular component: nucleus; cytoplasm. The record is from RefSeq and is a predicted model, not a curated record. Gene Ontology annotation, molecular function: zinc ion binding. Lineage: Eukaryota; Fungi; Ascomycota; Sordariomycetes; Sordariales; Chaetomiaceae. The coding region runs from base 1 to 1392 and encodes 463 amino acids. The transcript is spliced from 2 exons.
AUGGCCGAGUUAUUCAACACGAUUGGCGAGAAGGCUGAGAAGGUCGCUCCGGCGGCUAUUCCUAAUGGGACGACGGAGGACGGGGACGAGAAGGUGGUUGAGGAGAUCGAGUCCCUCUGCAUGAACUGUGAGGAGAAUGGUAUGACACGCCUUCUCCUGACCAAGAUCCCGUAUUUCCGCGAAAUCAUCAUUAUGUCUUUCUCCUGCGACCACUGCGGCCUCAGCAACAACGAGAUCCAGCCCGCCGGCACCUUCCAACUCAAGGGCGCCCAUUACGAGCUCCGGUUGACAGAGAUGCCCGACUUCGAGCGCCAGGUUAUCAAGUCCGACACGGCCACUGUCAAGUUCAUCGAGAUGGAUGUGGAGGUCCCGGCUGGCAAGGGCCAGCUCUCGAACGUGGAGGGUCUCCUGACAACGAUUCUUGAUGACCUAGAGUUCGCACAGGAGAAGCGCAAGGAGGAGACCCCUGAGGUGCACGCCAAGGUAGCCGAGAUUAUUGCUAAGGGCAGAAAGAUGCUUGCUGGCGAGGCAUUUCCGUUCCGCGUUGCCAUCGACGACCCGGCGGGCAACUCGUUCAUCGCCCCUGACCCCCGUGACGGCGUGGGCAAGUGGUCGAAGCGAGAGUUCCUCCGCACGCCCGAGCAGAACGCGGCUCUCGGCCUCACCGACACCGCCCAAACGGACGACCUCGACGACGAAGGCAACAUCAUCCCCGAUCAGGUUUACCAGUUCCCGGCCUCUUGCCCGGGCUGCUUGCACUCCUGCACGACCAACAUGAAGAUGGUCGAGAUCCCGCACUUCCGGCAGGUAGUCAUCAUGAACACGUCGUGCGACGACUGCGGCUACAAGUCAAACGACGUCAAAACGGGCGGCGAGAUUCCCGAGAAGGGCCGAAAGGUCACCCUCCGCGUUCGCAACCCCGAGGAUCUCGCCCGCGACAUCCUCAAGAGCGAGAGCUGCGCCCUCGAGUGCCCGGAGCUCAGCCUCACGGUCAACCCGGGCACGCUCGGCGGCCGCUUCACCACCGUCGAGGGCCUGCUUACCCAGGUGCGCGACGACCUGCACGGCCAGAUUUUCGAGGCCAACGCCGACGCCGGCGCGGCGGCGCGCAAGAACGACUCGCUCGACAAGGAGGAGAAGUCGCGCUGGGACCAGUUCUUCGACGGCCUCAACGCCGCCAUCAAGGGCGAAAAGGAGUUCACCAUCGUGCUCAGUGACCCGCUCGCGAGUAGCUAUGUUCAGAGCACGGCCGAGGACCCCGCCCAGCCGGACGAGCAGAUGACCGUGGAGGAGUAUGAGCGCACGGAUGAGGAGGAGGAAGAGCUGGGCCUGAAGGACAUGAAGACGGAGGGCUAUGAGGAGGAUGCCGAGACGACGGAGACGACUGCAUGA